AUGAUGCGAAUGCGUCAAUGGAAAUCGACGUUGCGCGUUGAGAACUCGAUUCAAGCGAUGCCCGACGUCUGUGUGGAAGGUCGAGCUCCACCGCCACCGAUACAACAUGUAUCUGUUGACGAAUCGAUGGAUGAUGAACGUUCACCGUUGGAAGCGGCUGAGACGAUGUUCGCCAAAAUGCCGACGCCAUCUCCCGGCUCCACCAAUGCCGCUACACCAACCUCCACCACCGCCGUUGCACCAUCGCCAAAAAUCUCCAACCCACGGCCACAGUCACUGGAUGUUUCAACGUCUCGAGAACGUACCACAAGUGAACGUAAUAAUAAUCAAGACGCUGCGAAUCAUUCCAUGACCGAACGAUUCGAAAUGGUUUCGAGAGGCGACUCGUCUGAUGGCGAUCUCCCAGGAAUGCGAUUUGUUGUCAAUCUCGUCAAGGAUCCAUCGAGUGGGCUUGGCCUCACUUUGGUGGACGGUAACCUCAAUGGCGUCAAAGGUGUCUAUGUGAAGUCUGUUGCUGAAAAUGGUGCUGGAAUGCGGGCUGGUCUGUGUGUGGGCGAUCGCCUGCUGGGUGUUGAUGGCGCCUCGUUAGAGGGUGGCGAUCGACAUCGUGCGGUAGAACUCGUCCGACAAGCCGGUGAUACUGUAUCCAUGGAAAUCGCCCGACUAGACGGGGUGGUACGCCAUGAAAAAUCUCAACGUAGUAGUGACAAUACUGUGAAGAAAUCCAACGCUAUCGGUGGAUCGCCUGGAGUGAUUACUGUAACGCCACCAAAAGGUGUGUCUCGAACACCUCCAGCUCCACGACGUGCUGCUAAUCGACGUCAACGGGCUGUAUCCGAUUUUGGUGCCAUUGGUGAUACCCUGCCAGCUCUCGACAGUGACAAUGUCAUCAACAUCAAAGCGAUUUCUGGACUACACCUUGAUGAGUCAGAUGAGGAACAAGGCGAAUAUCGGCUACCGACCACUUCUAUGUAUUCGUUUGACCAUCACUACGAUGACGAAAGCCCGACAUCUCCGACAGCUAAGUCUCCGGAAGACUCGCAAGCAUCACGUCACACUGUAGCAGCGGCAGAAGGAAGGCGGAAAUAUCGGUACGCAAGGAAAUCCAAUCUGGAGUGGACAGAUGAGCUAGAAGAAGUUGGUGAAGAAACUGAGGCAGAAGAUGACAUCAUCUAUGUGGAGCUGGAGCGCAACUCCGUCGGCUCACUGGGUGUCCAAAUCGCGUCCGUAAGUGGGCGUGUCUGCAUCAAGCAGUUGACAGCUGAACCAGCCGCAAGCCACCCAGACAUUCAUGUCGGUGACGCCCUUAUCUAUGUGAAUGGCGAGCCAGUGUCCAAUAAAACGCACCAAGAAGUGGUGUCAAUGCUGCGCAGUGGUGGCAACGUUGUGACAUUGGGAUUACGACGGGAAACGCAGAAAAACGGCAACAUCAUUACCGCUGUGCUCGAGAAAAAGCCCGAAGGUUCAUUGGGACUGUCGCUAGCGAAAAGAACCGGCUCUGAUGGGAUUUUCAUCAGAAUGAUCGCUGUGAACUCAGCUGCUGCUAUGGAAGGGAAUCGCUGGAGGGGCGAGGGCACAUUAUGGCCAUCAAACGAAUCAUCGGUCGUUCAGCACUGCCGCUGGGAUCAUGUAGGAGCCUUCCAACUUGAAAUCUGA
This is a messenger RNA of Cooperia oncophora, 1656 nucleotides long. NCBI's taxonomy places the organism in Eukaryota, Metazoa, Nematoda, Chromadorea, Rhabditida, Trichostrongylidae. The record is from the annotation of a GenBank genome assembly.